AUGGCGGAUCGAGAUGAGAAUAACGAAAACAUGGUCAUUGUCGACGACGACACAGAAUAGGAAGUUAUACCAGAAGCGUAACUCGAGCAAAUAUUUGUCCGCGUUUUUACAAGCGAUUCGUCAUCAAUCACGCCAUCCUGGCUAGUACAACCGGCACUUUGUACCUACCAAAUCCUGAUAAAAACUUCCGGCUGUACUAGCCAGGAUGGCGUGGCCUGACGUGAGCGAGUUAAAAAUUUUCGUGGACGUCAAACAAUAAGGGAAACGACUAGAGUUACGCUUCUGGUAUAACUUCCUAUUCUGUGACGACGACGGCGAGUUUGACGACGAUGAAGAUGGCGAAGAGGUUCAAGAGGGGCAAGGACAAGGAAAUAAUGAGUUGGUUGUCAAUGCUUUGACUUUAUUAAGAGCUCCCAGAAAGUCAGACCUGGCUCGUAAACGUAAAGUCAAUGUUAAUCCACGCAAACAUCAAACUCGCAUUGUACAUGCUAAGACUUCAACUGCCCCAAAUGUUUCUGUAGCUGUAAGAAUCCAAGAAUUUCCACAAGAAUGCUUCAAGGAUACUGCGAUUGGCAAGGGAGCAUUUUUUUGUGAAGCAUGUCGCGAAGAAAUAUCAGUUAAGAGAUCAACUAUCAUAAAUCAUAUAAACACUCACAAACAUCUGUCUGGAAAAGAGAAAUUACACCAAAAGGCAAAACGUGAGAGAGAUCUGGCAGAAGUUCUACGCGCAUAUGACGAAGAAAACCAUCCGAUAGGGGAAACAUUGAGUAUGAAUACCAGAGUAUUUCGUCUUAAAGUUGUAACAGCCUUCAUGAAGGCUGGAAUAGCCAUUAAUAAGAUAAAUUGCUUCAGAAGUAUCUUAGAAGAGUCAGCUUAUAAACUGACAGAUCGAACAAACAUGGCCCAGCUGAUUCCCGUGGUACACCAGGAGGAGAAAAAAAACACUCUUGAAGAACUGACAGGAAGAGAGAUAUCGAUUGUGUUUGAUGGUACCACCAGGCUAGGAGAAGCAUUAGUUAUUAUUGUUAGAUUCCUCGACAGUGAGUGGAAAAUCCAACAGAGGCUUUUGCGAUUUCUCUUGCUUGCUAAAUCUUUAGCAGGAGAAGAAGUUGCAAGGGAGAUCAUCAGUGUUCUUGCCAGAGAGUAUGGUGUUGCCACAGAGCUACCGGUUGCUACUAUGCGUGAUAGGACCAGUGUUAACAAUGUAGCAGUGAGAACUAUUAAGGUGAUUUUCCCCAAUAUUCUAGAUAUUGGUUGCUUUUCUCACACUCUUGAACAUGUGGGAGAGAAGUUCGAUACUCCUGUUCUCACCAAAUUCAUCAAGCACUGGGUCUCACUAUUUGCACACUCACCACAUGCCAAACUUCUGUGGAAAGAUCGUACUGGAAAAAGUCUCACGACGUACUCACCAACAAGAUGGUGGAGCCAAUGGGAAUGCAUUAAACAGGACUUAUUCCUUUUCUACCCCCAUGUCACAGCCUUCCUGACUGCAAAUAGGGAUACUGGCACUGCUCCAGCCACAACAAGGAAGCUACUGGACAUAAUCGCAAACUCUGAAGCCAAGCUGAAGAUAGAGAUCGCAGCAACUGUUGAUGCAGGUGAACCAUUCGUGAAGAAGACAUACAGCCUCGAAGGGGACGGUCCUUUGGUACUGGAAGCUUAUGAUGCUAUCAUCGAACUUGAAAACUGUGUGAGAUUGAUGCACAUGCCAAAUGUAACACAGAUUUCCUCUGAAUUAGCUGCCACAGAUGGUCCAGAUCAACGCGACCAAGAACAGUGGCAAGAUUAG
Molecule: messenger RNA, 1789 nt
Organism: Paramuricea clavata
Lineage: Eukaryota; Metazoa; Cnidaria; Anthozoa; Malacalcyonacea; Plexauridae
Source: the annotation of a GenBank genome assembly